Molecule: messenger RNA, 3176 nt
Organism: Archocentrus centrarchus (flier cichlid)
Lineage: Eukaryota; Metazoa; Chordata; Actinopteri; Cichliformes; Cichlidae
Product: copine-3
Exons: 16
Coding region: 135-1751 (538 amino acids)
Biological process (GO): cellular response to calcium ion; ERBB2 signaling pathway
Cellular component (GO): plasma membrane
Molecular function (GO): calcium-dependent phospholipid binding; receptor tyrosine kinase binding
Source: RefSeq, a predicted model, not a curated record
CGCCCACACGGAGGAGCUGUUUUUUUUCUUUAGAGUAACACUGUGUCAGGGGACGCUAGCAUAAUCGAUCAUAAUAUCCAAGAUUUUUUUUUCCCGUGGGUCCUGUAACUUGACUCACUCCUUCGAAGUUGGACAUGGCUGCGCAGUGUGUAACCAAGGUGGAGCUGACUGUGUCCUGUGAGAAUCUCCUGGACAAAGACAUCGGCUCCAAGUCCGACCCUCUGUGUGUCCUGUUAAUGAACAGCUCUAAUUCCCAGUGGUAUGAGGUGGGUCGCACAGAGAAAGUCCAAAAUUGCCUCAGCCCAAAGUUUGCCAAGAAGUUUGUCAUCGACUACUACUUUGAAGUAGUGCAGAAGCUGAAGUUUGGGCUAUAUGACAUUGACAACAAGACGAUUGACCUGAGUGACGAUGACUUCUUGGGGGAACUAGAAUGCACCCUGGGUCAAGUUGUAUCCAGUAAGAAACUGACCAGACCACUUGUAUUGAAGAACAAGUCGCCAGCAGGGAAAGGGACCAUCACAAUCAGUGCAGAGGAAAUAAAAGACAAUAGGGUGGUGAAUUUUGAGGUGGAAGCAAGAAAACUAGACAACAAGGAUUUCUUCGGAAAGUCCGACCCCUACCUGGAGUUCUACAAGCAGACAGAAACAGGAUGGCAGCUGGCUCACAGAACGGAGGUGGUGAAGAACAACCUGAAUCCAACAUGGAGGCCAUUUCGAAUCCCCCUGCAGUCUCUCUGUGGAGGAGACCUGGAGAAGCCAAUAAAAGUUGAGUGUUACGACUAUGACAAUGAUGGUUCUCAUGAUCUUAUUGGAAUCUUUGAGACGACAAUGAAACGCCUCCAAGAAGCAUCACGCACUUCUCCGGCAGAGUUUGACUGCAUCAACAGUAAAAAGAAACAGAAGAAAAAAGGCUACAAGAACUCUGGUAUUGUGAGCGUAAAGCUGUGCCAGGUGGUGAAGGAAUACACCUUCUUGGAUUAUAUUAUGGGAGGCUGUCAGAUUAACUUCACUGUAGCCGUCGACUUCACAGGCUCCAAUGGGGAUCCCCGGUCUCCCCAGUCUCUGCAUUACAUUAGUCCUCAGGGUGUUAACGAGUACCUCUCUGCUAUCUGGUCAGUGGGUAAUGUCAUCCAGGACUAUGACAGUGAUAAAAUGUUUCCUGCAUUUGGCUUUGGAGCCCAGAUUCCACCCACAUGGCAGGUUUCCCAUGAGUUUCCUCUCAAUUUCAACCCAUCAAAUCCAUUUUGUGCAGGCAUUGAAGGUGUGGUUGAAGCCUACAGGACUUGCAUGCCGCAGGUCAAACUCUACGGUCCCACCAACUUCUCCCCGAUUAUCAACCACGUGGCCUGUUUUGCAAAGCAAGCCCUCCAGCAGACCACUGCAUCACAAUACUUUGUUCUAUUGAUCAUCACUGACGGAGUGAUCACAGACAUGGAUGAGACGCGCAACGCCAUCGUCAACGCCUCUCGGCUGCCCAUGUCUAUCAUUAUUGUCGGGGUCGGAGGAGCGGACUUCGGUGCCAUGGAGUUCCUGGAUGGAGACGAUGGUCGUCUGCGCUCACUGGCUGGUGAGCCCGCCAUGAGGGAUAUUGUCCAGUUUGUACCAUUCAGGCAGUUUCAAAAUGCUCCUCGAGAAGCGCUGGCAAAGUCUGUGCUGGCUGAAGUACCCGGUCAGCUGAUGGAUUUUUUUAAUACCAUGAAGCUGAGUCCACCCAACUCCAGUCCUGUACCAAACCCUGCAGGCUCCGUGUAAUACCACAAGGGAGUCACCACAAAGAGACCAGUCUCAUCUGCAGCAGCUGUAGAUCACAUCCCAGCUUCAUCUCAUUAUGCAAUCACACAAAGCCUUCCCAUUAUUUCCUAAGGUAGCUCUUUUAUUGCACCACACUAAUGAGACAGGUCAUCUGUUUUGUGUGUUUAAGAGUCUAGCUGUUAUUGCUUUUAGAUACUGAACUAUAAAAAUAGUGCUUUAAAAAAAAAAAAAACAAUCAUUCCAUCGUUUUGUUGGAUUAGGCUGAUGUACACUGAAUUGUAAAGAUAUUGGAAGACACACAGAACACAGACUUAAGCCUUUAGUGUUAAUGUAAUAUUUACUUAAUAACAGGAUAUUCAGAUUUAAAGGAAAACUUUCUCUUGCCAAAAGCACUGCACUGGAUGAUGCAUCAAAGCAGUGUGAAUUUUAUUAUUUUAUUUUUUUAAUGCAUGUUUAAUAGCUCUAGAAUUAGAUUACAAUACUUAGGUAAAAUGUAAAAUAAUAAAGAUUAUCUUUUGAUAAUAUCAAUAAAUGCAUGGGAACCUGAUAUGACCAAGUAGAGAAAAUAAUUGUCCAUAUAUGACAUCUUUAUUCUUGCUGUUUCUGGCACAUGAUAUUGAUGCACAUACUUGACAAAACAUUUAACUAUAUUAACAUGAUCUGCUAUAUUAAUCUGCUUAGAAUGAAAUGCUAAACCCAUAGUAUUAUUCUGAAAAGCUGUAAUAACUGGACGUAAUUUAGUUGUGCCAUUUUUCAUUUUUGUGCCAUUUACUUUUGGGAUAUUUUGUUUUUUGACUAUAGAUUAGCAGAGGUGCCACGGGAUCAUAUCCUAGACUGGAGCUACAGCUAAGAGGGAAGUAAAUCAGUGAUGAACAUGCUGGCACAGUAGAACCUAAACACAGGACUGAUUGUUAUAGUCAUGUGUAGAGCCCGACCGAUUUCAUUUGGUGAUUUUAAAAAUCUGAUAUUCUGAGAUGUAGGCUGAUUUUUUUCUUUCAGACACAUGAAACAGAUUUCCCUAAUAUUUGUUGUUUGUAGUGGUUUAUUUACUCAUUUACGCUCUACCUGACUCUGCUUGGUUUGUGGCAUUCCAAACGUGUGCUGCCAACUGGGAAGUUAUAUGGUGGAAGGACAUUUCUCCCACACCUUCUUUAUUUUAUUUUUUUAAGUUUUUAUUUAUCAGCUGUUGUAAAAGCAGAUACUGAAAGGUUGUCAAAUGGCGAAUAUUGUCUGAUGUUAUUGGCCUGGUGAUAAAUUGGUCAGGUUGUGGUCAUGUACAUGUGGCUUGUUUUCUGCAUGUAUUCAUUUUUUAUAUGGUUGUACAGUGAAGCACAAAAUGGACCAUGUUGUAUCAUGUUUCAGCUGCUUUGCGCUCCAAAAGAAGUGGGAACUGUGCCUUAAUUGUGCAUUAUGCUUGCAAAUAAA